GUCGCACUUGGAUGCGUUCUAUCCUUGCACACUUUGACUGUCUGUGCGGACGCACACAUCCCAUACCCACCUCCAUCCAUCCAUUCCUGACCCACCUAGCACCAUCAUGAGAGCCAGGAUGAGAGUGCUGCUGGUUCUGGCAGCGACCGUUUGUGUGUCAUUUGCUCAGACCAUCAACGUCAGCAACGACAACAGGCAGCCGCCGCCGCCGCCGCCGCCGCAGCAGCAGCAGCAGCAACAACGCAGCGUCUGGGAUGAGCCCGUCAGGUUCGCCACCAAAACCAAGGACUCCUGUACCAUGGUGGUGUCCGGCGCCGGGGACUAUACUCGCCUGCGUGUCUCCUGCAAGGGUCUGAGCCAGGGACAGACCCCAGCACGCUCCUACUACUGCGACUUCCAGGGAAAGCCCAACCUGUGCCGUGCCUACAACCAGAACCCUCGCCACUACUUCAACCAGAUGAUGUGGGAGUUGAGGAAGCUGAGCCACGCCUGCCAGGGACCCAAAAUCUACCGCCCAUCGAUGUGCAAGAAAUACCCAGACGAGGCCCAGAUGACCUUCCUGUCCUCGUGGCCCAAGACCACCACCCCUAAGCCCUCCAAGCCCGUGCAGGAGCCGCGCAAGCCGCUGGUGCCCGCCCAGGCCAAGCCCGUCGCCACUCCGAAGCCUGUCAAGCCCCAGCCCCAGCAGCCGGUCAAGCCCCAGCCAGGCAAGGCCCCCCAGACCAAGAAAACUACCCCCAAGCCCGCGAAGACCACUACUCGUCCCACAGAGCAGCCCGACUCCAAAUCCUCCCGCCUGGCUAACGAGUACUGCUGGAAGAGCUUCCAAGGCGUGUGCAGCUACUUCAUCAGCUGGUUCCAGAACUGAGACGAUACUGCAGACAAAGGUUGGAAACACCAGCGACAGAUCCGAUCAGAACUUGUCUCGUCGAUCUUUGGCCACUCCAGGAUCUGUGCGGGAGCCUCCGGAGACAUGUCGUGGCCUGGUGAGGUCCGAUUCCCCAACACUGCAGCAUCUCACAGGCUGAGGACCAAGAGCUCUCAACCUGCACCAGUGAUCGGAUGACUGCUCCGACCUGUAAAACACUCACAGCAAGACAAAGGCAACGCAGGGCAGGCAUGUGAAUCUGUUUUGUAUAUGAUGUCAAACUCCCUCCUUGUAUCACUUGUUUCAAAUGUCUCAACCGCAUUUAUUAUUCCAGGAGAGUUAAUGUGAACAAAAAGAGAAUAAAAGUCAAAGCGGUGACUUUU
Scophthalmus maximus (turbot) is the source of this 1251-nucleotide messenger RNA. It is a transcript of the gene fgfbp2b, whose product is annotated as fibroblast growth factor binding protein 2b. The record is from RefSeq and is a predicted model, not a curated record. Gene Ontology annotation, molecular function: growth factor binding. Bases 107 to 868 code for a protein of 253 amino acids. The transcript has 2 exons. NCBI's taxonomy places the organism in Eukaryota, Metazoa, Chordata, Actinopteri, Pleuronectiformes, Scophthalmidae. Gene Ontology annotation, biological process: cell-cell signaling.